AUGCCCUUGAUCGACAGCGAGGCCUUUGGCUUCCCCGUCGCAAAGAGACAAAAAGUCUCACUGGGCCAACAGCUCGUGUCGGCCAAAGAGCCUCCUCACUCUCCUCCAAGCUCCAGGAUAUUCUCGCCCUUCAGAACUCUAGGCCUCGUCUCCCCCACAAAUGUCCCCUUCACCUCCAUUCCCUUAGGCAAAACAACCUUCCAAAUCACCACCUCCAUCGGCAGGUCACUGCAGACCUACGACCUUCGUCGUGGCCUGAGUUUGAUAUUCCUCACACGCCCACAGACACCAGCUGCUAUCACCGCGAUAUGCGCAUGGAAGGAUAAGAUACUCGGUGCUUGGGGUGGUUCGCUACCCAACGAGCCAUCGGGGGUAUGGCUAUUUAAGCGCGGGAAGAAAGUCGGAGAAUUGGCCUGUCCCACCAUCACUGGAAAUGGAAAGGGAAUCGAACCCGUUGAGCAGCUGCUGGUGUUCGGAUCGUGGAUCGUGGGCUGCUGUGCCAGUUCUAUACGUAUAUGGAAGUCCACGACCUUCGAGCACUACACAACCCUCACCCCUCCAGCUGCCAGAACCGCUUCCUCAGGCCCUCGCGUCCUCACCGGCCGCAUAUGCACUAUGCCCACAUAUCUCAACAAGAUCUUCGCCGGCCGCAGCGACGGCAGCGUCGAUAUCUGGAACCUCAGCACAGGAAAACUAAUCUACACCAUUCUCCCAACGAUCCCGAACGCAGGGGCCGUGACAGCCCUAGAGCCCACGAUGGCCCUCUCCCUCCUCGCAAUCGCCUACUCCGGCGGAGCCCUAGUCAUGCACAAUGUCCGCACGGACCAGCCAAUCUUACACCUCCGCUCCAAAUUGACAGGGAGUUCCGUUACGGACAUCUCACCGAUAACCAGCAUAAGCUUCCGCACCGACGACCUGGGCGCCGGCAACGACGGACGAAAAGCAGGCGUCAUGGCCACCGCAACCGCGGACAGCGGCGAUAUUACCAUGUGGGACUUGAACGAUGGCGGACGUAUCACCGGCGUUCUACGCGAUGCACACGAAUCCCCCUCAUCCUCAGCUGGAUCCGGCGACAGAGGCCAACCCCCUCAGGCCGGCAUUAGCAAGAUUCAAUUCCUCCCCGCCCAGCCUGUCCUCCUCUCCACAGGAACCGACAACUCCCUCCGCUCCUGGAUCUUCGACCAGACCCCCUUCUCCCCGAUUCCGCGCCCCUUACAUUCUCGCGCUGGCCACGCAGCUCCAAUAACAACCCUAACCUUCCUCCCUGCCGCCUCUGACGACUCCGACACUGUGGGCAAAUGGCUUCUCAGCUCCAGCCGGGAUCGGAGUCUGUGGGCACUGAGUCUACGGAAGGAUUCGCAGAAUGUCGAGUUGUCGCAGGGGAAUGUUGGGGUGCGGAAGAAGAGGAGGGCGACGGCGUCUGCGGGCGCGGCUGCGGGUGUGGUUAGUAGGGAGGAGUUUAAGACGCCGGAGAUUACCUGUUUGGCAUGUUCGUUGAAUAGGGAUGGGGGAAUGGGGACGGGGGGUGCGGCGGGGGCUGGCAGUGGGCCGAUAUGGGCAAAUCCCAAAGGGGGCAGUACCGAGGGGACGGGGUUGACGGGGUGGGAGAGUGUGGUUACGGGGCAUCGGGGGGAUGGGGUUGCGAGGACGUGGUUUUGGGGCAGGAAGAAGGCCGGGAGGUGGACGUUUGCGACAGGGGAUGGGGGGGAGGUUAAGAGCGUCGCAGUUUCUCCAUGCGGCACUUUUGCGCUGGUUGGUUCCGCUGGUGGAUCGAUUGACAUGUACAAUCUACAGUCUGGGAUGCACAGACAGUCGUUCCCGGCGCGGGUAACGCCAGCACAAGCUAGGAAGCUCAAGAUGCUCCAAUUGGAUGGAAUGGAGGAGUUGGGGACUGGCAAGAGCCAAAAUAGGGGUUUUCAAAUGGGCGAGGGCAAACAUACCAGCGCUGUUACGGGGUUAAUGGUUGAUGCGCUGAAUACGACUGUGAUUAGCUGUGGGCUCGAUGGCAGAGUAAAGUUCUGGAACUUCACCACCGGCCACCUCCAACACGAACUGAACUGGCAUCCAAUGUGCUCCAUCACCGGCCUCCGCCACAACAUAUCCUCCGACCUCGUCGCCCUAAGCUGCGACGACCUCUCUAUCCGCAUCAUAGACAUCGAAACCCGCAAACUCGUCCGCGAACUAUGGGGUUGCACAGGGCAAAUAAACGACUUCUGCCUCUCCAACGAUGGCCGCUGGGUCAUCGCCGCAUCCAUGGACUCGGUCAUUCGCGUCUGGGAUCUGCCGACGGGACACCUUAUUGACGCCUUCCGCAUGGAGAAAACAUGUACGGCUCUCGCGUUAUCUGUGACGGGAGAAUUUUUGGCGACGGCGCAUGCGGAUGGGGUCGGGGUUAAUGUGUGGAAUAAUAGAAGUUUGUUUGUGGGGGUGCCUACGAAGCACAUUGGGGAGGAGGAGGAGAGGCUUGUGGAGGUUAUGGAGCCGACGGCGAGUGGGGAAGGGGGGGAGGCGAUUUUGGAAGCGGCGUUUGAAGAGGUGGAUGGGAAUGGGGGGGGUGGAGAGGGGAUACAAGUGUUGGGGAUGGAGCAGUUGAGUCGUGAUAUGGUAACGCUUAGUGUUGUGCCGAAGAGCAGGUGGCAGACGCUUUUGCAUCUUGAUGUGAUUAAGCAAAUGAAAACGCAGACUCCACCUCAUCACUCCUCCCCCGCAACACAAGAAGACAGCCAUAAGCCCAAAAAACCCACCGCCGCCGAACGCUCCCGCAUUGCCAAACUCCAACUCCAACACACCACCGACACCAACGGAGCCAGCACUUCUACAAUCUCCCAAUUCACCACCCUCCUCCACACAUGCAGUGAAACAGCCAACUACGACUCAUUCAUCGAGUACCUCAAAUCCCUCUCACCGGCCAAAGCCGAUUUGGAAAUCCGCUCGCUGGACCCUGGUCUUCUGAGCGGGAAGGGAUGUAAUGAGUUGAUUGAGUUUGUGUCAGCGUUGACAGCGCGGCUGAGGACGAGGAGGGAUUUUGAGCUUGUGAAUGCGUGGAUGGCGGUGUUUUUGAGGGUGCAUGGGGAUGUAAUUGGGGAGAGCAGGGAUGGGGAUGGUGCGGACGGUGCUGGUGAUAGCGAGGCGGAGGCAACUCGGGCAGCAUUGCGGGAGGCGUUAAGGGAGUGGAAGAUUGAACAGGAGCGGGAGGGGAAGCGGCUGGCGGAGUUGGUAGGGUAUUGUAGGGGUAUUGUUGGGUUUUUGAGGUCUGGGCGGUAG
This is a messenger RNA of Paracoccidioides brasiliensis Pb18, 3264 nucleotides long. Its product is annotated as rRNA-processing protein UTP21. Gene Ontology annotation, cellular component: small-subunit processome; Pwp2p-containing subcomplex of 90S preribosome. The transcript is spliced from 5 exons. Gene Ontology annotation, molecular function: protein binding. The record is from RefSeq and is a predicted model, not a curated record. Bases 1 to 3264 code for a protein of 1087 amino acids. Gene Ontology annotation, biological process: rRNA processing.